This is a messenger RNA of Emiliania huxleyi CCMP1516, 2943 nucleotides long. RefSeq lists its product as hypothetical. NCBI's taxonomy places the organism in Eukaryota, Haptophyta, Isochrysidales, Noelaerhabdaceae. Bases 1 to 2943 code for a protein of 980 amino acids. The record is from RefSeq and is a predicted model, not a curated record. The transcript has 8 exons. Gene Ontology annotation, molecular function: glycosyltransferase activity.
AUGUGCAAGAACGCAGAUAAAGGACUGGGGCUGAUCUCAAAGCACGCCGACCCGAUCGAGACGCGCGCCGAGAGGCGCUACAUGGUCGACUUCAAUGAGAGCGAGGGCGAGUCGGCUUUCUUGGUUGGGGCCCAGGUUCAGACCGAGCUCGGGCCAACGGCUUCCGUCAAGGUCGGUGGCUACUUCGCUUCCAGUGCGGAUUAUGAGGAGUGGUAUCAGCGGCGCCGCGCGAGCCUGACGCUGCCGCCUUCGCUCGGAGCUGAGGCGUGCGGCGUCAACGACGACGUCGUUGUGAAGGAGGAGGCCGCCGCCGAGGAGGCCACCUCCGAGAAGGCCGUCGUCGCCGAGGAGUCCGCCACCGAGAUGGCGACCAUCAAGUCCGCCGCCGGCGAGGUGUCAGCCGCCGGCGAGGUGUCUGCCGCCGCGGAGGAGUCCGCCGCCACCAAGUCCGCCGCCGCCGAGUCUGCCACCGGGACGGCCGCCACCGAGGAGGCGAGCACCGAGGAGUCCGCCACCAAGCCCGCCGCCGCCGAGGAGUCCGCCGCCGCUGAGGCAGUCGCCGAGGAGGCGCCCGUCGUCGAGGAGGCCGUCGCCAAGGAGGCUGCCAAGGAGGUCGAGAAGCCGGCAAAGACCGUUUCCAAUACGCCCGACCCAGCGGACACCACCUGCUACCCGGGCCUGCCCACGCCGAUGGCGGCGGGGAAGAGCGGGCCCGCGUCGGCCCGCAGCGGCUUCGGACCGGGCUACGUGGACGGCGUCGAGGCUGCAGUCCGCCGGCUGGGCGAGAGCGUCAAGUACCAGGCUACGCCCGCCGACGGCAAGAAGUCGCCGUCGCCGGGAAGGCGCGAGUACUGGGAGGGCAUUCGCAAGAAGGCGAAGGCCGCGCUCGAUCUCAGUGCCGAGCGACGGGAGAAGUGGGCGGACUUGCAGUCGCGGCGCUCGAGGAAGUGCCGGCGCAAGGCAAGGCGCUGGCGCAAGCCGAAGAGUGGCAAGAACCGGCGCCGCGAUCCGCAGACGUGCGGCGCCGGCGUUGGCACAUGCGGCGCCGGCGGUCGCGCCGGCCUCAAGGCGGCGGCCGACUGCGUGCGGGGCGGCUACACGAAGGCCGCGGGCGCCUUCCGGUGGCUGCUCCUCGUCUGCAUCCCCGCCUUUGGCCACUGCGAGCCCGCCGUGCCUAGCCCGACGGCGGUGGCCUCGGCCUUCUCGUCUGCCGUCGCCUCGGCGUCCUCGGCCUUCUCAUCCGGCGUCGCCUCGGCGGCGUCCUCGGCCUUCUCGCCCGCCGUCGCCUCGAAGGCGUCCUCGCUCGUGAGCUGCUCGCCGCUUCUCAUGCCCGCAAUCGUGCUCAUCCUCCUCGCCAUCGCCUGCGGCGCCUCCUGGCCGACCGCGGCGAGCGGAAAGGGGGCUCGCGGCGCGGCGUGGGCCACCUGCCUCACCGCCGCCACGGCGCGCCUCACCGGCACGGCGGCGGCGCCUGCCGGCUUCUUCGGGAGCGCCUUCUCGUGGCUCGCGGCGGGUCCGCCGCAGGUCGCCGCCGCGGCCGCCGCCCUGGCCGUCAUCGGCACGGUAAUGUGGCGCCGCAACUCAAAGGCCCGCCGCCUCGGCUGGUCCAGCCUGCUCGGCAUUCUUCUCUGCUUGACCACCGUCUCUGGCGGCUUGGUCACCGCCGCUGGCGGCGCCGCGCUUGCUGCAUCCUCAACUGCGCUGCCAGACGCCAUGGGCGCAUUAAUGGCCUACGACCCCCUGGACCACGAGGAGGUCCUCAAUGAGAUCCACACGAAAUCGCGCAAGCUACGAAUAUCGCCAAGCACAUCUCCAUGCCACUGCCCCAAAGGCUGCGUGCCGUGGUUCAUGGCCAUUGGUGCGAGAUACAUGUAUCGAGAUGCCAUCAAAGCCAGUAUGGCUUACGUCAUAGCAGCAGUGGGCUCGCAACGCAAGGCAGCGCCUUCACUCCUGCCUCAUCUCAUCUACGAUGGCAAGCCAACAAACAUCACGGCCUGGUUGCAAGGGCAAGGGGUGGAGGUCAUAUUUCAUCGGCUGAGCUUCAUAGACAAGUUGAGGGAAGCUGGGUUGCGUCACAACCCCAUCGUUGGCGCCUACCUGCGGCUCGAUCUCACAGUCAACGACACCGGACCGCUUGGCGCGCAUCUACGUGGCGAGAAGAGCAGAUGCCAAUCCACAGUGUCCUACAAGCAGGUACUGUACACAGACACGGAUGUCGUGUUCUUGGGGGACAUUGGCCAGCAGAAUCUCAUUCGGCCUCGGAAGGGGGGGCUGUUGGCCAUGGGUUCUGAAGCCAAAAGAGACUCCGCUCCCAGCAACUCUGGGGUGAUGGUGAUGGACGUGGAGCGGUUCUCGCAAAAGCGCGACGCACUUCUGCGCUUUGGGGUGGAGCACAAGUUUCACUUUCCUGCCGUAGACCAGGGUCUCCUCCUGGAGUUUUUCAAGGGAUCAAUCUCCAAGCUACCGGAUGAGUGGAACUGGAAGGCGUACUGGGGCUGGCAAAAGAAGAAGAAGACAAACAUACGCAUCGCCCAUUUCCAUGGCCCGAAGCCAAGGGGGGUGUAUGGGUGGUAUUGCCUGUGCAAAUACAAGGCCUCCUCUCCGGGGGUCUACUCAGAAUACAAGGAUCCAUGUGAACAAGAAGCCAAGGAGACCACCGGAAACAAGAGAGAGGACGUGUUCAAAGCAUACAAAGGACUCCUUGACCAAAGCCUCUCAGCAGACGGGGGAGCACUCGCCUUUUACCUGCUCCUGGUGUGGACAAACUACUUGAAGCUGUCUGGGCAAUAUCCUUCCGACCCGAGAUUGGGCUCCGAUCAAGCAAUGUUGCGGUCCUGCCUGCUCAACAGCAAGAUGGAUCGGUGGCCACCGGGCAUAAGGGAUGAACUAGCUGCCCACUUGUCGAUAGCGGGAUUGAACACCAGCAUAGGCGGGUACUUAUAG